AUGAGGAACAAACGAUGGUUCCAGAGUAUUUCCUUCUUUCUUUUACUCCAGUACACUAUGUGUGGUGAAAACCUCACCUGUUUUGUGGACUAUGUACAGACCCUGUCCUGUGUCUUGAGAAAUGACCUGGGUGCCAGUCCAUACAACCUCACUGCAACAUGGGCUUCUGUAGAAGAGCCAGAAAAACCUGCAGCUGUCUGCAGUCUCCUGCAAUCAUCCAGGAACACCAGUCACACACAGUACCUGUGCACUGUGGACAUGACUGAACUGCUGGCAGAUAUCAAGGUCCAGGUGGAUGUCACAGAGACAGCUGAUAGGCAGCAUGUGAUUUCCAAAGACUUUUACAUGGCACAGAUCGUCAAACCACAGCCUCCAUUCAACCUGACCGCUUUGUGCUCAGGCACUUAUAAUAUUUCCUGGGAAACCAUCUACCAGAUCUUUCCCUUCUACUUUUUGGAUGGGGACCUGGAAUACCAGCUGCGUUACAAGAGAAGAAGUGAGACCUGGGAGAGCCAGAAGACUAAAGCUGUUCAUGAAGACAAACGGACGCUCGUGAUCCUGCCGUGGGAGCUCCAGGCCAACACUGAGUAUGAGUUCCAAGUGAGAGCCAAGCCCCGGGAGGACAGUGGCUACCAUGGGUUUUGGAGUGAAUGGAGUCCUCCACUGGCACUGAAAACCAGCCCUGCCGCAGUGACACAGACAGCAGGCAUGGCAUGGCUGCUGCUGUUUGGUGUUGUGGCAAUCAUGGCCUCAAUCACAACCUUCCUGGCCAAACAGCAGAGCUUGUGGAAGAAGAUGGUUUGCAUCCCAGACCCUGCUCCCUUUUUCAGACCUCUUUACCUGGCACAUAACGGAGAUUUCAAGAAGUGGGUUGGUGCUUCCCAUAUGAAAAUGGCCUUCGAUUUCUUUGACUGGGGAAUAGUCCUUCCAGAAGUCCUAGAAGUUUACAGCAUGAAUCCUCCCAACAGCACCUCACAGGAAGAGCUGCAUGAGCUGAGAAAAAUUCUGCCUUGCAAGCCCUGUGUGUCUUGCCUGACUGCCCCAGGUCAGGAUAGCCAGUCCCUGUGGUCUAGUGUGAACAGCAGUGGUGGGACCGAGGACCAGUCUUAUGGGCACUUGUCCAUUGAUACAGUGACUGUGGCUGAUGAAUUUACACCUUGUAACUGCCAGUGCAGCUGCAGCCACGAGCACACCAAAGAGGAAGAUGAUAGUGCUGGAGAACCUGGUUACCCCAAGGUUAACAUUGAUGAGGAAGACAGAAAGAUACCCAGUGGCUUGCAUCUGGCUGACCUGACCACACAGGACAAAAUACUUGCUUCAGGCUCUGUGUCCACAGACCACCUGAGGAGUACAAGUCUCCUAGCCCAUCAGCAAGUAGGAAGGGCUUUGGAAGGAAGGGUGGGGAACAUCCUAGAAGCCCUUUGCUUGCAGCCUAAUCAGUGGGAUUUGGAAAAUCCAGGUUCUCUACCUUCUCCUGACGGUGAAAGUGUUUCCUACAGUGAAGGCUCCUAUGACUUCUAUGCUCACAACACAAGGCCUGGUGACAGUUACCCUGUGAUCUGCGUGGAUUUGGACACUAUUGACAGUGGCUUUGUGGACUCAGACUGUGGAAGUCCAGUUGACUGUGAAUUUGAGCAAAACAGUCAGACCAACUCUGGGCCCAUCCCUCUUGAGCAGGAGCAGGAGGACUUUCCACGGAGCUAUGUCAAGCAGUGGGUCUCCUGUGGCCCUGACAGCCCUGUUAGUGGCACACAGACAAACUAAGGACUUGGUGUUGCCUGGCAGAGUGUGGGGCCUUUCUCGUACUGUGACAGGAGCAAAGUGUUAGCAAAAUUCAGA
This is a messenger RNA of Acanthisitta chloris (rifleman), 1839 nucleotides long. It is a transcript of the gene IL21R, whose product is annotated as interleukin 21 receptor. The coding region runs from base 1 to 1764 and encodes 587 amino acids. The transcript is spliced from 8 exons. Gene Ontology annotation, cellular component: external side of plasma membrane. The record is from RefSeq and is a predicted model, not a curated record. Lineage: Eukaryota; Metazoa; Chordata; Aves; Passeriformes; Acanthisittidae. Gene Ontology annotation, molecular function: cytokine receptor activity; protein binding. Gene Ontology annotation, biological process: immunoglobulin mediated immune response; cytokine-mediated signaling pathway.